AUAAUUUUUCGGUAAAAAAAAUUUUUUGUAGAUAAGAACAAUGAAAUUCAAUAGUGGAUUUUAUAAGCUUCACGCGAAUAUAAUGCUAGAUAGGUACUGACUGAUAUGUCUUCAUAUCUAUAAUAUUGACGAGAAACGAGUUAUACUUCCAUUAUUAUGCUACUGUCUGAACUCAUAUGGAUUACCCCAUUUGCUUGAGUGACAAAUUACUGUUGGCCUAAUUAACCUGUUAUCACAAGUUCGUGGGCUAUCUUUCGCCUUAUUCAAAGACUACGUUUUUUAGUUGACGAAACGAAACGAAAUGUUCAGUUUUAAAAAGGAAGAGUUACUUUACGCUACAUUUUUUUAUUAUGCACUAAUAGCUGCACUUGUGGACAAGAUUUAUGUGACCGAUAAGCACAAAGGAAAAUAUGGUGCUUGCAUUGGAAUAACGGCUUUGAUUGGUUUGUGUGGCUGGGAAGUAGUAUUUCCUUUGGUGAAUAUUAUCGUUAACACUGCCAUUAUAUUUUUCUACGGUAAAAGAGCCGGGGUUAUAAAUUUUAGUUUCACGCUAGCCUAUUUAUUCUACUUCAGAUGCUUCUGUUCAACUACACCGAUAACGAAUAUGUUUAUGAUGAGUACAACAAUGAAAAUGAUAAGCGCUGCCAUGGAGUCUUCCACAGAAAGACAAAUUCUCGAUGGAAAAUUUGAAACAAAUUUGCCUUAUAGCUUUUGUCCCAAAAAUAUAAUUUUUUAUGCUCUGCAUUAUAUAGGUUUGAUUGGAGUUCCUUUUUAUACCUUCAAGACUUAUUGCGAAUAUAUCAAUUUGCCCUUGAAAAAUUAUCCAUCGGAAUGGAAGUACAAAGCUACGAUUUGCUUGGUAGAUUCGUUUAUAUUCAUUUUGCUAAAGCAAUUCUUGAACUACUUAUGGCCUUUAUCGUACGUAUCUUCAGACGAAUUCUACGAUAAAAGGAGUGUUCUGUUCAGAAUAUGGUACAUUUAUCCUAUCAAUUUCGAUUUUAUCCUUAGAAUAGGCAAUGCUUUCAUUAUGAUGGAUGCUUGCUGCUAUAUAAGCGGUCUUGGAGCUUAUCCAGAUUUUACAAAACCAAAAUGUGGACAUGGCCCUAUUGAAAACACAAUGAAGAUGUCUAUGUUAAGACAAGAAAAUUUGCAUAAGUACAAAUUCUCAUAUGAGACCAUUAACAACGUGAACUUUAAAAAAGUCUUUUUUUCUACUGAAUUCAAGCAAAUAAUUAAAAAUUGGAACCGAACAAUACAAUACUGGUUGUACAGAUAUGUUUACAUAACAGUUCCAUACAAAUUCUUGAAGAAGCCAGCAACAAUGAUAUUUUCUAGUUACUGGCAUGGCAUUCACGUCGGUUAUAUUUGGACGUGGUUUUUCGUAUCCCUUGCACUGUAUAUCGAAAAACGAUGGGAUUUCAUAUUGAGAGGAAGGAAUCCUUCAUCACUCGAGAAUAUACUAAGAGUAAUUUUAAAUCUACACAUACUUUACAAUAUAGGCAUGAUAUUUGUUUAUAAUCAUGAAUGGGAUUUGAUACGCAAGUAUCAGACAUCAGUAUAUUGGAACCAUUUGGUUAUACUAUUUUCACUUCUUUUCUCUUCAUACUUUAUAAAGACGAAAAAAUCAUAGGAUUGUUUCGCUUUAUAUACGGGGUUACUAUUUUUUAACCUCAACCAAAAUUAUACGGAGAACUACAGAAAUAUUUUCAAGUUUCUGUCACUUCCAGCUGUAACGGAAAUAGCCUUCGAAUAAAGAAUAAUUCUUUAUACAAAAGAAAUAGCUAUCAACUUCGAAUGAUAUUUCCAAGAUAUUCCAAAAAAAUAUGCAUCGGUAACGCGUUUUUUAUAAUUUAUAAUCACAUUUCUUCGCGUAAAACCCAAAUAUUAAUUCAAUAUUCGAGUUAACUGUUUCCAGUGAAUAUUCCAUCAUAUAUAUGGUCAAAAGAUGUGUUACAAGAAAUCAAAAAAAUCCAGUAGGUACUCCUGAAGUGCCGAUAUCUGAUGUGUUGAUGCUGUUCUUCGUUCCAGUAAUGACUAUAAUAGUAAUAAUAUCUCUGGUAUUGUGCCUACAGAAUAUGGAAUUCUAAGCUCAAAUAUCUUCCGAAAACUUUGGGGAAUAUUACGGCCAGUUUCAUAAUCAAAUUUGAAGUCCCUUUAAUUUUAAAG
Coccinella septempunctata (seven-spotted ladybird) is the source of this 2166-nucleotide messenger RNA. RefSeq names its product lysophospholipid acyltransferase 7-like. Gene Ontology annotation, cellular component: mitochondria-associated endoplasmic reticulum membrane contact site; membrane. The record is from RefSeq and is a predicted model, not a curated record. Gene Ontology annotation, molecular function: lysophospholipid acyltransferase activity. Gene Ontology annotation, biological process: lipid modification; phosphatidylinositol biosynthetic process. Bases 302 to 1630 code for a protein of 442 amino acids. The transcript has 6 exons. NCBI's taxonomy places the organism in Eukaryota, Metazoa, Arthropoda, Insecta, Coleoptera, Coccinellidae.